AAAAAUUACUAUUACAUUAUUGAAUGAUGCACAGCCACAUCACUAAAUAGAUUCAGGUAACAGAAGAGAUGAACGUCUCAACUCUAACAAUGCUUUUUGCUGAAAACAAACAUUUAUCGUAAAAUUUGAUUGUAUUUUUCAUGUAUAAUUACAGAUUCCUGUAGCUCACCAUUUUACAUAACAAUGGCUUUAAAACUUUUAUCAAAUGUGUCGAGGCCUGGAUGCUCUCUUCUUUCUAUAUGUCUUCAGACAUCCCCAUUAAGUCAGUCAGUUCUGAGAAUGCAAAAUGCUUUUCAUACUAGUAGUUUAUGCUCUAAAGUAGAAGGUUGGCUGAAUCAGAAUGAUUGGGUUUAUCCACCUUUGAAGCCUGGAGAAGAAAGAAGACCAGCAUGGGUCUGCCAUGUGAGAGAAAAUAUUAAAUAUUCUCCAAAAAAGAUGUGGUAUGUAGCUUGUCUGGUGAGAGGAAUGUCUGUUGAUGAAGCUAUAAAACAAUUGUCGUUUGUUCGAACGAAGGGAGCACAUAUUGCAAAAGAGGUAAUUGAAGAAGCACAAAAUUUAGCUGUCCAAGAACAUAAUGUAGAAUACAAAAGUAAUCUGUGGGUUGCAGAAUCAUUUGUUGGAAAAGGGCAAAUAAUUAAAGGUAUAAGAAAACAUGCAAAGAUGAGAUUUGGUAUUAUACAUUACAGAUAUUGCCAUUACUUUGUCCGUUUAGUGGAAGGACCACCACCAAAGCAUUACUAUACACCAGAACUUACUGGUAAUGAAAAACUGGAAGAAUAUUUUGCUGAACUAAGAGCAAGGAGGAUACAUAGAACAUUAUGAAAAUGUUAUUCCUGCUACAAAAUAAUCAUUAUAUAUUUCUUUUAUCAAUAUAUGUUUUAAUUUUUGUUUGGAAUUUUCAGCUCUUUCCAUAGUGUAAUAAAAUGCUCAUCUUUUGUAGCAAAAGGUAUAUAGGAAAAAAUAUAUCUUAAUAGUGUA
Messenger RNA from Stegodyphus dumicola, 978 nucleotides. It is a transcript of the gene mRpL22, whose product is annotated as mitochondrial ribosomal protein L22. Gene Ontology annotation, molecular function: structural constituent of ribosome. The record is from RefSeq and is a predicted model, not a curated record. NCBI's taxonomy places the organism in Eukaryota, Metazoa, Arthropoda, Arachnida, Araneae, Eresidae. Gene Ontology annotation, cellular component: ribosome; mitochondrial large ribosomal subunit. Gene Ontology annotation, biological process: translation.